Vitis vinifera (wine grape) is the source of this 1853-nucleotide messenger RNA. RefSeq lists its product as uncharacterized. Gene Ontology annotation, molecular function: UDP-N-acetylmuramoylalanine-D-glutamate ligase activity; ATP binding; tetrahydrofolylpolyglutamate synthase activity. Bases 93 to 1616 code for a protein of 507 amino acids. NCBI's taxonomy places the organism in Eukaryota, Viridiplantae, Streptophyta, Magnoliopsida, Vitales, Vitaceae. The record is from RefSeq and is a predicted model, not a curated record. The transcript has 13 exons. Gene Ontology annotation, cellular component: cytoplasm. Gene Ontology annotation, biological process: folic acid-containing compound biosynthetic process; regulation of cell shape; cell division.
ACAUCGAAAACCUUACUAUAAAUUCUUCCAAAUUUGUCUUAUAAAGGUUUCUGCGCACGCUGACUAGCAACGGCUAUCUAACGCUCCACGCCAUGAAGAUUCGAUUUCCUUCUCAUAAAAACCAAACCCUAAUUUUCAAAUCUCAUCACUCAGAGAAGACGAUACCGAGGACGGUUCAAUGCUGUGCUUCCACAUUCGACCUUAAAGGCAAAUCGGUUGCCGUUAUAGGUUUGGGAAAAUCUGGUAGAGCUGCAACAAAGCUUGCUCUUGCUAGAGGUGCUUCAGUUAUAGCUAUUGACCAGAAUGAGAAUUUGAGUUUGUUAGAGCUCAAUCCCCUGUUUGAAAAGCAUGGUCAUUUGAAAACCGUUCUUGGACACUUCGACACAAAGCUUCUCAAGGAUGCUGAUAUGGUUGUUGUUUCACCAGGAGUUCCCUUGGAAAGUCAUGGACUUUCCUUCUUGUUGCAGUCAGGGAAGAGAGUACUGUCUGAGUUGGAUUUUGCUGCAGAAAUUCUUCCAAGAAGUAUUAAGAUAUUAGCAGUGACUGGAACAAAUGGAAAAUCUACUGUUGCUACUUUUUCUGGACAGAUGCUUAGUCAUUUAGGCAUUGAGGUAUUUGUUGGGGGGAACCUUGGGAUUCCACUCUCGGAGGCUGCUAUCCAAUGUUUGACGUGUCCUUCUCCAAAACCUGUAUUUCAGGUUGCAGUUGUGGAGGUUAGCAGUUAUCAACUGGAAGUUCCUAACAAGCACUUCUGCCCUUCAGUUGCUGUGGUUUUAAACCUCACAUCUGAUCAUCUAGAAAGGCACAAAACAAUGAAGAACUAUGCAAUCACCAAGUGUCGCUUACUUUCUCACAUGACCAACAGCAAGCUGGGAAUUCUACCUUUUGGUAACAAGCUCUUGAAUGAAGCAAUGGAGGAACUUGUGAAUGAAGUUAACCUAGCUUGGAUAGGAGCCUUUCCAGGUGUCAAAGUUGAUAAGGAGGAAAAGGUUGCCAGUUUACGAGUUCCUGCUAUUGGUGUUGUAUCAGAGCUUAAAUUGGGUGCUUUGAAUGUGAUGGGGACACACAAUUAUUACAAUGCUGCAGUGGCUGCAUUAUCUGUUCUUGGACUGGAUAUGGGAAUUGAUACUGAAGCCAUCAGUUCAACUAUUGAAAAACUGAGGGUGCCACCUCAUAGGAUGCAAAUUGUACACAAGGAUUCCUAUGGAGUUACCUGGAUAGAUGACAGCAAGGCAACAAAUGUUGAAGCAACAUACACAGGACUAUUGGGUCUGAAGGAGCAAAAAUCUGUGAUUCUACUUGGUGGUCUUGCAAAGGUUUCAAAUUCACAAGAAUCUAAUGGUUUUGAGCAGCUGGUGGAACCACUAAAGUAUCAUCGAUGUGUAAUCACUUUUGGAUUUUCCGGACCUCUGAUACAGAAGACACUAUCUGAUGAUGGUCUUAGCAUUCCUUGUUUUGAAGCUGCUAAUCUGGAGGAUGCUGUCAACUGUGCUAGGAGUGUGGCAAGAUAUGGGGAUGCAGUUGUUCUCAGUCCAGGUUGUGCAAGCUUUGAUGAAUUCAGAAAUUUUGAGCACAGGGGGAAGGUCUUUCAGGAGCUGGUCUUCUCAUCAGAAUAAGUCUUGGUUAGCUAAUUUGCUCUGGAAAGCAGAUGAGUGACUCCUAUAUUAUAUAUAUGUUGUAUAUAUGUUGUUCAUCAAUCACUUGUAUUUAAGCUUUCCACCUUAAUUUGGCUCAUCAAACCCAUCCAGUGUUGCCUCCACUGACAUUUAAAACAUGUAUUAGUCGAAUUGGUUCUCGCUGGCGCUGUUGAAACCCCAAGGCAUUAUCUUUAUCAACAUUAUGAUAGGUCAAAA